Messenger RNA from Cydia amplana, 1424 nucleotides. RefSeq names its product neuropeptide CCHamide-2 receptor-like (gene NGR-A14). The coding region runs from base 141 to 1382 and encodes 413 amino acids. The transcript has 9 exons. Gene Ontology annotation, biological process: G protein-coupled receptor signaling pathway. Lineage: Eukaryota; Metazoa; Arthropoda; Insecta; Lepidoptera; Tortricidae. Gene Ontology annotation, cellular component: plasma membrane. The record is from RefSeq and is a predicted model, not a curated record. Gene Ontology annotation, molecular function: neuropeptide receptor activity.
GAUGUUAUUGUUGGACGUAAGUGCGUAAAGUGGCCGACUAAAUAAAGAUAUGUGGAAAGUUUGGAUAUCUGCUACCGCAUGACGCCAGUUCCGGUUAGUCCGUGACCUCAAAGGGCUGAAAACAGCUUGAAUCGUUGACGAUGACUUCCUUAGCCCCAAACGGCACACUGCCAUCUUUAGAAGAGAAUUCAACAGACAACGAAUACACGCCGUACGGCGACCGUUUGGAGACUUACCUGGUGCCCGUGAUAUUCGCCAUCAUCUUCGUGGUUGGGGUGCUCGGAAAUGGAACACUAGUCAUAGUCUACGUCAGGCAUAGGGGCAUGAGGAAUGCACCGAAUACAUACAUAUUCUCCCUGGCGCUAGCAGACCUGCUAGUGAUCCUAAUCUGCGUGCCAUUCGUCUCCAUCAUCUACACGCUGGAGUCGUGGCCGUGGGGCGCGCUCAUCUGCCGCAUUUCUGAGGCAGCUAAGGAUGUCAGCAUCGGUGUGUCGGUGUUCACUCUGACAGCACUAUCAGCGGAGCGCUACUGCGCUAUCGUCAACCCUUUUAGGAAAUUACAGCUCCGGAAGCUACCACUGGUCUGCGCAACCUUCAUAUGGGCAGCAGCGCUCAUAUUUGCCACGCCCGCCGCAGUGUUCUCCAACACGGUCACGGUGCCAAUCCACAACAACAUGUCCAUCGUGUACUGCACGCCCUAUCCUCCUGGGUGGAUGAACUAUCACAAAUGGAUGACACUAGCAAAAGCCAUCAUCUACUACGGUCUCCCCCUGCUUGUGAUUUCCUUCUUCUACUCCCUGAUGGCACAGCGGUUGCUGGCCAGCACGCGGGAGAUGCCGGGAGCCUUGCACGGCGGCCAGGGAGAAGCCCAGGCGAAGGCUAGGAAAUCGGUUGCUUGUAUGGUCCUCAUUUUUGUUAUAGUGUUCUUCAUUUGUUUUCUGCCAUAUCACGCCUUCGAGAUGUGGUUCUAUUUGUCCCCGACCGCUCAGAGUGACUACAACGAUUGGACUCACGCUCUAAGGAUAAUGGGCUUCUGUUUGAGCUUCCUAAACUCAUGCGUGAACCCAGUGGCCCUGUACUGCGUGAGUGGCGUGUUCCGUCAACACUUCAACCGCUACCUCUGUUGCCGGCGAGGCACGCUCCACCCGACAUGCAGCUCCCGUCUCUCCAGGACCGCGGUCUGCGAGACCUCGUUCCGAAGCACGCACCGCCAUAGGUGCAAUAGGAACCCAACAGAAAGCGUUGUGAUAUCCAACUACGACUACGGAAGCACUAAGAAAAAGACCAUCGUAAGCAGAAACAGCGGCGAUGGUGUCACCAUCAUGAGCAUCAGAGACACCAACGACUUCUUGACCGGCGAUGAGAAGUGUAUCAAUAGAUAGGUCAGAUUCCGGGACGCUUUUGAAGAAGUGUGAAAAAAAGAC